Elaeis guineensis (African oil palm) is the source of this 3021-nucleotide messenger RNA. The record is from RefSeq and is a predicted model, not a curated record. NCBI's taxonomy places the organism in Eukaryota, Viridiplantae, Streptophyta, Magnoliopsida, Arecales, Arecaceae.
CCAAAAGAAUGGGGGGGAGAGAGAGGGGGGGAGACGGGCACGGUUUCGCAGGGCCCGAAGCUUCGGUCUUUCCGUCCUCUGGUACUAGUUCUCUCUAUUUCGUGCAGCCGAAGAGAAGUACGUCUGCAUCAAAAAAAGAGAAGUACGUUUUUUUCUUGGGUCUUUAGUUAGAGAGAGAGACCGGGAGGCAGAAGAGCUAGAGAUCAGAUGGGGCGCUUCGAUUGUUGAAGAGAGACAGUGGAGUGGGAAGAAGAGGAGGAGGAGGUCAGAGAAUAAGAGAAAGAGAGAAAGAUAGAGAGACUGGACGAUGUGAUCGGUGAUUGGAUGUGGAUGUGGGCGUAGAGGAUAUGGACAAAGAGAAAGGUCGAGACUUGAAGCGCAGCGGCAGCUCGGGGGGUCGGUCAUCGCCCGCGAAGCGACCGCAGAGAGCGUUAUCUGGAAGGAUCAGCAGCAGCACCAAGCCCAUCCCGGCCCCAUCCUCCUCCCCCUCUAAAAAUGUUGCAGUUUUGAAUGGUAGCAGUUAUGAUAGAGGAGGAGGAGGGGAAGAGAGUGCGAUGGAGAGAUGGAAGAAAGAGAGAGCGAAGGCGUUCGUGUGGGGCCCACGCACCAGCAGAGAGGACGGCAGGACAGGCGAUGGAGGAGGCAGCUGUGGGUCCGAUGGAGGAGGCUCACACCUUUCACGCACGUCCCUUUCGACGAACGGUCGACUCCAGUCAAAGGAAUCUGAGGAUUGCAAUGCUGUGGGCCAUGCCAUGGUGCCUAGGAAAUUACGGUCUGCUAUGAACAAACGCAGCAGUCUAUCAGCAUCUCCACUGUUGCAGGAUUUGAAGAACAAAUGUCAUGCCUCCAAUGGUAACCACAUGCCCUGUGUCAAUGGCCCGAGGAGAGUUAAGAGAAACGUGCUAAAGGAACAAAUCACCAAAGAUGAGGAAGAAGCUGCUGAGACAUUGUCUGCAUUGGCUAGUAUGAUCCCUGAUGGCAGGCCAAUUAACAUCAGUCAGGAAGGUAGAACGUUGGAGGAAAAUUCAGAGACAACAGCAACUGUCUUUUCUCAUUCAGAAGCUUCAAAAGAAGAGAGUACUAAAAUUUUGCUUCCAAGCGCCAGCGCUGCAGUGAAAAAUCCCUCUUCUCACAUGGAGAAGUCCAUUGUAGAAACUGCAAAACCUGAGCCUUCUGUUUUGGAGCAGCCUGCUAUUACCUCUGCAAACCAACGAUUGUAUCCAGGAUCAAAUGGAACAGCUCAUUCUGAUUUCCAAAGAACAUCUCCAUCCAAGAAUGAACAGGCAAAUGAUGCAAUUUCAAGGGAUUCUUUGAAUUCAUCAAAUCUCCUGGAAGCUCCUCUCUAUUCUUACUCUGGAAACAAAUCAGCACAUUUGGAUCCCCUUUCGGCGCACAAAUCAGAGAUUCAUCUUGGGCCAUUUGGAUCCGCCUCCUCAGAGACCCAGGUGCAGCCUUUGAAUCAGAAAACUGACAACCCAACACAUUAUAUGAAUGGGAAAGACACAAGUCAUGCUCUGUGGCCUGAUUUGCCAAGCAGUGAUAACGGACAUUUGACAAUGUUGCCUUCAACUAAAGCUGCAGCCUGGCAAGACUCUGUUGCAGGCGGGUGUAGAACUAGUUCAAAUGGACUGAGCUCAAGUGGAAGUGGUCUUCUAACUGAAAAGGUGGAUGAUGAUCCCCUUGGCAUUGGCAAGGGGUCAGCGGAUAGGAGGUCAUCAUGGAAAAGGUGCACUACUCAUGCGUACAUAAGCCAUAUCAUUCAGAGCUAUCAGAACACUGAAAAAAAACAUUGGUUUCUGCCCCUGACUAACCAAUCAAAAGCCAAAGAUGGAGUGCAUUCUGGUGUGCAAGCAUCCAAUGAGGCAACUGGUUUAAGUAGUCUGAACAGCAUGACUUCAGCUGGAACUAGCGGUUCCAUAAUGGAGACUACAAGUGAAGCUACGAUUCAAACGUUAUCUGGCUUCUAUAUACAACAGCAACAGGGCACAUAUCAUUCCCUUAUGCCGUUCCCCUUCUCUCAUGGUCCUGGUAGUUCACCAAGUCUGGACCAGCUCGCAGCUGCAACGGCUCAACAGCUGCAGCUACCAUACCACAUAGGUAACUCGCUCUAUGGACCCUAUGGACCACAAAUGCUUCUUUCGCGAGGCACAGCUCAACAUCAACAGCAGCAGCAGAUAUGGCAGGCUCAUAUGGACCAACACAGACCGCUUCUUGGUAUUCCAACAUGGCAAACCAUGAGGUUGCAAGAUCCCUCCCUGCUUCCAUGUGCUCAGCCUCCAUCCAUAUUUCCUCAACUUUCCAGAGAGAUGCAGGUUAGGCCUUAUAAAUCUCCUAGUUCACAGCAGCUACAGCAGCUCUUGCCCAUUCCCUCAUCAUCCUCCUCUCUGAGAGCAAAGAAGCCACAUGGUGGUGGGUUUGCCACUGAAGGUGCACCUCAAUUGCAGCUGCUUUGUAAUGCCCAGCGCAUGUGAAGAGAAAAUGGAUGGCCCAGAUUAGUUUCUUAUUUUAUUCAUUCAAAUAUUGACUGGAGCUUAUUGUGUUUCCCCUUCAUGACCAACCAUGCAAAGUUCUUGGCAGCGUUUGCUUCACCUAACAUGGCAGUUCUAAACUUCGGUAAAAGGCUUGAUGAAAGAAACCCGGGGAAUCACAAGUUCCAAAGGAAGGUGUACGGAAGAUAUUGAUGCAAAAGAUGGCAACCAUAUUACGUCGACCAUGCCCUGCGUAGCAAAGCGGCACUCAGCAGUGGUGGACCAGUACUCCUAUUACUUGAUACUUUUAGGAAAAAUGGGGUUUAUUAUAGAACUAACAAAUUACAGGCCCUCCAGCCGCAAAGAAUAGAGGAGGAAUGACAUGAAAGGGUAUACUGGAAUGAAAAGUGUGGCAGUCCUUUCUAGCUUGUUAUGGUCCUUUAUAUAUGAGUUUUCAUACAUCGACAAACUGAAGACUCCUCUGUAAAAUUUAUGCUGAUGAUUAGGACUUGAAAAGGUUUUGUCCAUAGGAUGAAGUGAAUUGUCUGAAAGA